AUGGCCACGCCACGACGAUCAGAUGAAAUUUCCAAUCCAAUUUGGAGCGGAACCAACCUCCCAACUCGCGUUCGUCAUGACGUCCCUCUCAGCAUUCGAACAUCCACGAUCAUGGGCGGUAGCGUGGGAAUGGGGCUUUUUUGUGAUAGAGAUGUUCAGGAUGGAGAGUUGAUCUUUGCUAUCAAGCAACCGCUGAUCGCUGUGGCAUGUCAAGAAGAGGCCUGGAAUCAUCAUCACAAGUACGAGUGUCGGACUUAUGCCAAAUGCCUGGAGUCUAGAGUUGCUUCUGGAACCAAUCUUCUAAUUUUCAACCCGACUUUCCGUAUGUUAGCACGCUUAGUCUGCUUGCAUGACAAGCAAAAGCUCAAGCCAGAAUACAGUUGGCGAGAGUUUGAAAGGCUUGCGACAUAUGAAACUCAUCGCAGUCAAGUAAUGGAGUUACCAGUACCUGCUGCUAUACUUCUCAAGAAAGUCACCAACACGACUCUCUCUCAUGAGCAGAUACGUAUGCUGACGUAUACUGUCGGCGGAAACCAAAAGCAUAUGGCAGCUCCAGUCAUUCGAGGCUCUCAAACCUGGCUCGAUCCUCUCAUGGAUUGGGGUGCUGCUGUAGGUUACUGCCUCGAGCCCUUUAUGGCAGUACUGCAGCAUUCGUGCACAGGAAAUGUGUAUGUUAUGUACGAGAGCAACGAGUUGAGAGUCCGAGCUCUGAGGGACAUUUCGAAAGACGAAGAGCUUCUAAUCCCAUGGGUCGAGAUUUCCGACGAUAGGAGAGUACGUCUUGAUAAGCUCAUUUACAAUUGGAAUCUGACCUGCAGAUGUGAUGCUUGUCGAAACGGACCUACAAUGACUCCCGACCUUCUCAAGCGAUCCUUCAAGCUCAUCAACUUGAAAGAAGAGAAAGAAUGCCUAAGUCUCCUGCCAGAUAUUGAGUCUACUAUGACAGAGUUGCAGAGCAGUGGCCUUGGCAAUUCGCAAGCGAUGCGCCGUCUCGUUCGCCGCGCCAUAGCCGGCCACUUGGGUCGGAAGAACGACCUCUCGUUAACCAAAGCACUCAAACUUUUCCUCAAAAUCUACUACGUGAUCGAUCAUCAAACGAGCCCACCGACACGUCGUCUUGAGCAUCUUGCUACUAUGCACGAUAUUCGCUCUCUGUUAUACGCUCCAUUGCUGGGCUGGGCAAGAGAUGUGCAGCCGUAUCCAGAACGCAUCAAAGUCCUCCUAGUCAAUAUCUAUCCUUACUGGUGUGUCAAGAUCGCUGAAGAUAUUCGACUUGCUUUCGGAGCAGACUCAGCAGCGUGUCGUGUCGAGCAGAGAUGGAGAGAUGAAGUACUUCACUACUUUAAUAUUCCAGGUCAUUACGACACCCUUCUAGCCGACAAAAGCUUGCAUCGAAGAUAUGUUGACAUUUCGCAAGACUUGGCUGCGAGGCGUUUGUUUGUCAAAGAUGUGAACGCCCUAUUGGCAUGGGCGGGUAUCCCGACCCAGACUUACGAGCAAAUGAUGCGUUGA
Mollisia scopiformis is the source of this 1512-nucleotide messenger RNA. RefSeq lists its product as uncharacterized. The transcript is spliced from 3 exons. The record is from RefSeq and is a predicted model, not a curated record. Gene Ontology annotation, molecular function: protein binding. The coding region runs from base 1 to 1512 and encodes 503 amino acids. Gene Ontology annotation, cellular component: nucleus. NCBI's taxonomy places the organism in Eukaryota, Fungi, Ascomycota, Leotiomycetes, Helotiales, Mollisiaceae.